Messenger RNA from Lolium perenne, 1134 nucleotides. RefSeq lists its product as uncharacterized. Gene Ontology annotation, molecular function: GTP binding; GTPase activity. NCBI's taxonomy places the organism in Eukaryota, Viridiplantae, Streptophyta, Magnoliopsida, Poales, Poaceae. The record is from RefSeq and is a predicted model, not a curated record.
CUCGCCGUGAAGGAGCUGAACCAGGGAGAGCAACAGCAGAAACACCGUCCACCAGGCGAAAGCAAGACGAGUAUUCCAACCGUGGGCGCUGCCCUUUCUUCCUCGCCAACUCUCCUCUCCUCUCACCAACCCAAACCCGGCCCCUGAACUGGACCACCGCAGCUAAGAAUCCACCCUACUCACUCACUCAAUCAAGAGAGACAGAGAGAGAAGGGAGAAGUAGGGAGCGGGAGCAAGAAGAUGGGGCAGGCGCUGCGCAGGCUCUUCGACAACUUCUUCUCCACCAAAGAGAUGAGGGUUGUGAUGCUUGGUUUGGAUGCUGCUGGCAAAACAACAAUACUGUAUAGGCUGCACAUGGGGGAGGUUCUUUCGACAGUCCCAACAGUAGGUUUUAACGUCGAGAAGGUUCAGUACAAAAAUGUGGCAUUUACAGUCUGGGAUGUUGGUGGACAAGAAAAGCUCAGACCAUUAUGGAAGAUGUACCUCAGCAAUUCCGAUGCAUUGAUCUACGUUGUUGAUUCUUUGGACAGAGAAAGGAUAGGAGAUGCCCGACAAGAAUUCCAGACCAUUAUCAAGGACCCUUUGAUGGCAAACAGCAUAAUCUUAAUAUUAGCAAACAAACAGGACUUGAGAGGUUCGAUGAGCCCGGAGGAGGUGAGCGAAGGAAUGGGCCUGCAUGAUCUCAAGAACAGAAUAUGGCAUAUACAGGGGACGUGUGCACUCCGUGGCGAGGGCCUCUAUGACGGUCUGGACUGGCUCGCGUCCACCCUGAAGCAGUUGCAGGAGACGGGCCAUGCUACUUCAGUCGCUGGACCUUCAAUCUAACUUUCACCGACAGAAAGUGACCUCGCAACGACAGUCAUGCCCAUCUACCGAUCUGUUCAUCCCACAAGAAUAUGAUCCACAUCACGCUUUAUAUUCCCGUGUGGCGGGUUGUCGCACAGGACGACACUCAUCUGAUAGGAACUUGCAGUGUAUCCUCUUCGUCCUAGGAUGCUUGCUGUAUGAAUGGGUGAAUGAUAAACAACACCUGUUAUGGUUGUAUGUGUGUAUACUUGAGGGGGAGCCACUUGUGUACGCGAUUGCUUUCUGCCAUUCCUAUUGAUGAAAAGAAAGAAAAAGCUUACGACUGUA